GCCGAGAGGCCGAAGAUGAUGACCAAGAGAGCGGUUGGAGGUCCACCGUGGCUGGCGAGACCGACUCGGCCACGGCUUGCUCCGCCGCAGCCGCUCCGUCCCAUCGGCAGCGAGGCCGUCGCGGAGCAUCUUUUUGCCCAUCCCUCGGCCCUCCUCCGCGGUGGAGAGAGGGCCGACGGCGCUCAUGACGCGUCGGGCGCUGCCUGGUGGCGGGCGAGGGCGCUCGUCGCCAGCGCCUGGCUCGGCGAGCGCGACUCGGGCGAGAGCGAGGAGGACGUGGAUGGGACCAGCCAGCCGCUCGACGAGUACGACCCGUUUGGCGAUGAGCCCGACGAGGAUUCCGAGUCGGCGGGCAGCGGCGACUCGUGCGGUGUGUCCGAGGACGAAGCGACCAGCGGUGCCGGCGAGGGCUACUAG
Messenger RNA from Prorocentrum cordatum, 417 nucleotides. The record is from the annotation of a GenBank genome assembly. NCBI's taxonomy places the organism in Eukaryota, Dinophyceae, Prorocentrales, Prorocentraceae.